Molecule: messenger RNA, 835 nt
Organism: Paramuricea clavata
Lineage: Eukaryota; Metazoa; Cnidaria; Anthozoa; Malacalcyonacea; Plexauridae
Source: the annotation of a GenBank genome assembly
AGCUCCUUCAGAUGAAAGAUGUUCUUAUCGUGGGUAACCCAACCAACAAAAUAAAUCUGCCAUGUGCUCAGAAAGAAGCAGAGAUGAUAGCAGAAAAGUUGAGAGCAACACCGUUGUUGAAAGAUUCUGCAACUCGCAGUGAAGUUCUAUGUCGACUUUCACAAGCACCCAUAAUCCACUUCGCGUGUCAUGGUACGUUUGAUGGAAGAAGCUUGGAGCUUGCACCGGAACAAGGCAAUAACAAGUAAGUAACAAAAGGUUAGGCUACAGGGACCUUUAUGUUUAAAUUAAUUAAUGUAUGUACACAAAUUUGCAAUGGAAGAUGUUUAUCAAAGUGUGCGACAUUGUUUCAAAAUGUUUCCCAGAACGCAAGUUCCAACAAUUUUUCCAAUAUGUUUCCUAAGUUUUCAUUUUCUCGUUACUUAGUGCUGAAAUGGCAAAAGAGAGUUACCUUAUCUGUGGAAGACAUCUCAAACCUUGGCUUACAAGCUAACAUGGUGGUCCUGAGUGCUUGUCAUACAGCCCGGGGCAAGAUCAGCAGCGAGGGUGUGUUGGGUCUAGCCCGUGCCUUCCUGAUGGCGGGGGCAAAAUCGGUGGUUACUGCACUAUGGGCAGUGAAUGAUGAUGCGACUGAGAAAUUUAUGUUAAAGUUUUACGACAACCUCUCCUCUGAACCGGUCGUGAAUUCCUUAGCAACCACAAUGUGUGAAAUGAAACAAGAAAAGUUUGAAGUGGCUCAAUGGGGUUCAUUCAAGGUUCUGGGUGCAAAUGUCAAAGUGUUUUCUAACAUUUCUGAUCAUAAUUAGAAUUUUAGUUUACUGUAAUAUAUGUAAUG